Messenger RNA from Trichogramma pretiosum, 3168 nucleotides. RefSeq names its product zinc finger protein 260-like. NCBI's taxonomy places the organism in Eukaryota, Metazoa, Arthropoda, Insecta, Hymenoptera, Trichogrammatidae. The record is from RefSeq and is a predicted model, not a curated record. The transcript has 4 exons. Gene Ontology annotation, molecular function: RNA polymerase II cis-regulatory region sequence-specific DNA binding; DNA-binding transcription factor activity. Bases 443 to 2461 code for a protein of 672 amino acids. Gene Ontology annotation, biological process: regulation of transcription by RNA polymerase II.
UCACGUAGCCUUAUCUUUGGCAAGUACAGCCUCGAUACUUAGAGAUUAUUUAUAUAGAGAAGAGCUUCUAUCUGCUGCUGCUGCUGCGGCUGUUACCGAGUUUUCCCUGUAAUUUCGAGACUGUGUGCGUGAGAGAGAGAGAAAGAGAGAGAAAGCCACCACUGCUAUCGCGUGGUUAGUAUUGAAAAACUUGAAAAAUUGAUCAUUAGGCGUUUCUUUUUGCGUUCGGAGUGAAACUUCUUUCGGUGUGUUGUGCAAGGGGCCUAAGCCUGAAAAUCGACGAUCCAGUGCGUGGCUAAGCACGUUCAUACGUUACUAUACAGUAAUAGUUAAAACAGAAAAAUAUCGAGCGCAUUGAUUUCAUCUCUGGUAUUCGUCAAAUUUCGAGCUCUUGGGUUGCUUGGCGGUUUCGUUUGUUUACGUUGACUCGUCAACAUUGGGAAUGAUAAAACUAGAGUCGGAGAGAACAAUCAACAAAAUGGAAUCCAACGGUACCACCGACUACGCUGCCAAAGUAAAGAAAGAGCCCGAGGAUAUGUCGCUUCACGAGGAUGAUGAUUAUCGAAUAGAUGACGAUACUUUUGAUACCAAAAGUUUUCAAGACGAAUCAACUCGUAUGUUUAAAAGCAGCCAAGAAACUCACGAAAUUCAAUCGAACCCCGAGAUUGAGAUUGAGAUCGAAUGCGUAGAUGUAAAGCCGAUUGUAAAUUCAUCAAUACCUAAACGGUUAGAUAAUUGGACGAAAGAUCACUUGCUGGAUAUUCAAGAAAGCAGUGAUUUUGAAGCUAAAGACAAGAUAAAAAUAGAACCCGAAGAUGCUGUGAAAGAAGAAUUUUCGUAUGAUGAUAUUGAUAAAGAUAUAAGUAAUGAUUGCGAAAUUAACGGACAAAAUAUAAACAUUGAUCCUCAAGAAUCAGCAAAAAUAAAUGAAAAGUCUAUAGAGCGUGACAAGUGUUUGAAGAAAUUUCCCAACAAAAGAAGUCUUAAAAUUCACAUGAAUUCAGUGCACAGUAAUAAUCUGUAUCCAUCUCAAGCGUGUGAAAAGACAUUUGGACAAAAGGAUAUUUUGAAUGUCCAUACCGAUUCGAUGCAUAAUAAAAUAACUCAUGCAUGUGAAAUAUGCGGAAAUGUGUUUAAACAAAGAACUUAUCUCAUUAGACAUAUCGAUGCAAUACAUCGUAAAAUCACUUACCCAUGUGAUAUUUGCGGAAAGACAUACUCAUACAAGAGUCAUCUCAAAAUCCACAUCGAUUCGGUGCAUAAUAGUGUCAGACAUGCAUGUAAUAUUUGCGAAAAGUUAUUUACACAGAAGAGUAAUCUUAAAAAACACAUCUAUUCGAUACAUCGUAAAAUCACACAUGCAUGUGAUAUAUGCCAAAAGACAUUCUCAGACAACAGUUAUCUCAAAAUUCACGUCGAUUCGGUGCAUAAAGGUGUCACAUAUUCGUGUGAUAUUUGCGGGAAGACAUUCGGACUAAAAAUCAGUCUCAAAAAUCACAUCGAGUUGGUACAUAAUGGCAUUUCACAUGCAUGUGAUAUUUGCGAAAAGACAUUCUCACUGAAGGGUAAUCUCAAAAUCCAUAUCGAUUCGGUGCAUAAUGGGGUCAGACACGAAUGCGAUAUUUGCGGCAAGACAUUCGCACGAAAGAUCGGUGUCAAAAAUCACAUCGAGUUGGUUCAUAAUGGCAUUUCACAUGCAUGUGAUAUUUGCGAAAAGACAUUCACACAGAAGGGUAAUCGCAAAAUCCAUAUCGAUUCGGUGCAUAAUGGGGUCAGACACGAAUGCGAUAUUUGCGGCAAGACAUUCGCACGAAAGAUCGGUUUCAAAAAACACAUCGAUUCUGUGCAUAAUAGUAUUUCUUACGCAUGUGACAAAUGCGAAAAGACUUUUACGCAGAAGGAUUAUCUCAAAAUCCAUAUCGAUGCGGUACAUCAUAAAAUCAAGCAUGCAUGUGAUAUAUGCCAAAAGACAUACUCAGACAAGAGAAAUCUCAAAAGACACAUCGAUUCGGUGCAUAAUAAAAUAACUCAUGCAUGUGAAAUAUGCGGAAAUGUGUUCAAACGAAAAUCUGAUCUCAUUAGACAUAUCGAUGCGAUACAUCGUAAAAUCACUUACCCAUGUGAUAUUUGCGGAAAGACAUACUCAGACAAGAAAAAUCUCAAAAGACACAUCGAUUCGAUGCAUAAUAAAAUAACUCAUGCAUGUGAAAUAUGCGGAAAUGUGUUCAAACGAAAAUCUGACAUCAUUAGACAUAUCGAUGCGAUACAUCGUAAAAUCACUUACCCUUGUAAUAUUUGUGGAAAGACAUUCACACAAAAGGGAAAUCUCAAAACCCAUAUCAAUUUGAUGCACAUUAAAAAUAGUUGUGACAAAUGCGGAAAAAAAUUCGUACAAAAAAGCAAACUUUUUGCUCACAUCGACGCGAUACAUAAUCAUGUUAAGCCUCACAAGUAUAAAUAAUGAAAAAAUCCUUUUUUCAUUCUAAACAUUCUUCAAAUUUUAAUCGAAUUAUCAAUGAUGUUACGCAAGCAUGUUAUAUUAGCAAACAUUUCUAAUGUUAAAAAAUUGUUUCAAACUUAUAUUGAUUAGUCAUCUAACUUAUGAAAGCAACGAAUAUCUAAUGAAUAACAAUUGUUCUGCGUGAAACGUUAUUGAAAAUAAUUGACUCCGAUUUAAUUUGUUGAGAUUGAAUUACUAUCGGUAAGACACGAAUGAAAAAUGUAACAUUUACAAUUCAUAAAAAAUUUGAACCUCUAUAGUAUAUUUUCAGUGUCAAUUUUAUAUUUUGUAUGUUCCAAAUUGGAAUAAUGUAAAUCUAGAUUUAGUUAUAAGAUUAAUUUUAAUUAAUUUUUUAAUGUAAUCAGUGGUUUCUCAUUUUGAUUCAAUAAAUUCAGAAAUGACACGUAUUCAUGCGAACAGCGAAAAAUUGUCUGAAUUCAUUGCUAGCUUCAAAGACAGUCAUGAAAGGUCAUUCAAUAAAUGUCAAAGAGUACAGUAGUAGUCUAAGAGUUGUGAAUUUGUAAAAAAGAGCGUAACUUUUGCAAAGCAUUGCUAUACGUAUUCCGUAUACCCAAAUGUGUCCUUUUCGUAACGCGAACGAGGUCAGCGCUCGACGCUUUUCGUAUCAUCAACGCGAAACUGAAUUAUAAAAUAUUUCUUCCGUUUAC